AAGAGUUAAGCGUUGUGCGAGUAUAUGAAUUGGUAAAAACAAACCGAGGACUUCUUGCUUGCAGCAGAACGGCGUUUGUGUUAACGCACUGAUAUCUGUAACGCCAUAAACAUCAAUUGGUUUCAUUUCGUAUAUUGCAACACGCGAACGCUAUUUACUCUGUCUACACAUAAUGGUGCAAUGUAGCGGAUGUAAUUUGCCAAUAUCCGACAAAUACUUGUUAAAAGCCUUAGAUUGUAUGUGGCAUACAAAAUGCUUGCAAUGCGACGAGUGUAAACUACAGUUGACUGAGAAGUGCUAUUCAAGAGAGGGGAAAUUGUAUUGCGCCAAAGAUUUCUAUAGGCGUUACGGCACAAAAUGCUCUGGAUGUGAUGAGGGUAUCUUGCCAACUAACUUGGUGAGACGAGCGAAAGGAAUGGUUUUUCAUGUUCAAUGCUUUCACUGCUCUGUCUGCAUGAAAGAAAUUACAACUGGUGACAAACUGUACCAUGUUGGAGGAACAAAAUUUGUUUGUGAAGAAGAUUAUGAUGUUCAAAUUCAGGAGAUAGAAAAUGGUGGAUCGCCAUCAGUGAAAGUUGAGACUGAAACAGAAGAAAUAUUGAAAGAUGAAGAUGAUUCUGCAAUUGAAGAGGAAGGCGAAAACGGUCCAAACGGAAAACGUCGUGGUCCAAGAACCACAAUUAAAGCAAAACAACUCGAAAUCCUCAAGGCUGCAUUUUCUGCCACACCAAAGCCAACAAGGCAUAUGAGAGAGAAACUUGCUCAAGACACUGGAUUAUCGAUGCGAGUUAUUCAAGUUUGGUUUCAGAACAGACGCUCGAAAGAGAGACGUUUAAAUAACAGCGGACUAAAUGGACAACAAAACCGUAAUAAAUCUAGAACACCACGAAAGCUAUCAGAAAAUCACGACUUGCUCGAAGGGAUGGUUGGCGCCUUAUUAGAUUCACAAGGUGGACUAAAUGCAUCGGUGGAUUUGCUUGGAAACGGCGACUACUACAACAACGCAGGAAUUUAUCCCCAAUACGAAAGCAGACAGUUCGACGUCCAUCAACGCCUGGAUGGAGGUCUAGCGAUGAACAGUAAUAUAACGACAGAUAACAGCUAUUCAAACAUUCUUCGUCAGCAUGCCAACCCACCGUACAUGAAGUUUUCUCAACAUGCAACCCUGCAUCAUUCGCCAAUACAGAAUGCCAGCCAAGAGAGUGGAUUUUACCAAAACAAUACUUAUUCAUACGAAGCUAAUGCACUCAAUCUUCAUAUGAAUAGCGUACCAGCAAUGUGUGCUAAAGUAUCGUCCUGGUUCUUGCAUGAUAAUGAUCUGGAUAAAAACGAGCCGCUGUCCUCUCUUUAGAAAAACUCAACUGGAGAAAUAUUUGAUGUGAUACUUUCAUUGUUGCAUAAUUAUAUUGUACUUUGCUGAAAAAGCCUGCGCGUAUUUCGUUCAGUUUUACGCAAAAAAUAAAUUUCAAGUGUGAAAAUAUGAAUGCAAAAAUGUAUAUAGAACAAGACAUAGUAUAUUACAAUAGUGAAAUUACGUAAUUAAAAUCUUAAAUGAAAUACUACAAUAUA
Messenger RNA from Xenia sp. Carnegie-2017, 1569 nucleotides. RefSeq names its product LIM/homeobox protein Lhx1-like. Gene Ontology annotation, biological process: regulation of transcription by RNA polymerase II; neuron differentiation. NCBI's taxonomy places the organism in Eukaryota, Metazoa, Cnidaria, Anthozoa, Malacalcyonacea, Xeniidae. Gene Ontology annotation, cellular component: nucleus. The record is from RefSeq and is a predicted model, not a curated record. Gene Ontology annotation, molecular function: DNA-binding transcription factor activity, RNA polymerase II-specific; RNA polymerase II transcription regulatory region sequence-specific DNA binding. The transcript has 5 exons. Bases 173 to 1351 code for a protein of 392 amino acids.